This is a messenger RNA of Cephus cinctus (wheat stem sawfly), 1229 nucleotides long. Its product is annotated as NSFL1 cofactor p47. The record is from RefSeq and is a predicted model, not a curated record. The transcript is spliced from 5 exons. Gene Ontology annotation, biological process: proteasome-mediated ubiquitin-dependent protein catabolic process; Golgi organization; nuclear membrane reassembly. NCBI's taxonomy places the organism in Eukaryota, Metazoa, Arthropoda, Insecta, Hymenoptera, Cephidae. Gene Ontology annotation, cellular component: cytosol; nucleus. The coding region runs from base 218 to 1138 and encodes 306 amino acids. Gene Ontology annotation, molecular function: ubiquitin binding.
AACAACGCCGUGAAAGACUGACAGAUGCUGAUGGGCACCAAUUCGCGGUUGACAAUAACUAGAAAAACCACUAAAUUAAUUGCAUUUUUUGGUUGCUCUUGCUAGUUUUUAUGAAAACGAUGAACCAGCUGGAUUAGUAAAUGAGCCGAUAGAAGACAUAGUUCCUGAAGAAGAUAUAGAUGAUAUACCAAGACCUAAAGAACCCACACCAACUGAAAUGAAGUCUUCCAAGCCUAAGUCAAAACCAAAACCGAGAUUCGGAACGAUCAACGAUUUACAAAAUCGAGAUAGCAGUUCGGACGAAGAAGAAGGUCAGGCAUUUUAUGCAGGUGGCUCUGAACACAGUGGGCAGCAAGUGCUAGGCCCAGGAAAGAAAAAUGAUAUUAUCAGUGAUAUGUUCAAAUCUUGCCAAGAACAGGCUGUUUCUUUGGACCCAAGACCAAGUGGACACCAAAAACCAAAUACAUUUGGUGGCCCUGGAUACAAACUAGGCCAAACAAGUAGUGAUACCGAAGUGGUUUCAGCAUCACCGUCCAACCAGCAGUCCAAUACGGGUCUAAUUACGUUAAAAUUAUGGAGAGACGGUUUCACUAUAAACGAUCAAGAGAUUCGACCAUAUAACGAUCCAGCUAAUAGGGAAUUCUUGGCUGCGAUUAAACGUGGAGAGAUCCCAAUGGAAAUCCGUCAGGAAGUUCAAGGUGCGGAAGUACGUCUAGACAUGGAGGAUCAUCGUCACGAAGAAUAUGUACCUCCAAAAGUGAAGGUCAAGGCUUUUACAGGCAAAGGACACAUGUUGGGAAGCCCCUCGCCUACUACUGCUGGCAUGACCAUGACAACAGACCCAGCAGAUCAAGCAGCGAAUGAGGCACAAGCUAGAAGUCAAUUGAAUUUAGACUCCACAAAACCAAUUACUACGCUUCAAAUACGUCUAGCCGACGGUAGUAAUGUUAGAGUUCAACUAAAUCUCACACACACAAUCGGUGACAUCAGACGAUUUAUCACAACUAUGAGGCCUCAAUACGCGAUGCGAGAUUUCAGCUUACUAACAAGUUAUCCCAGUAAGGAAUUAACAGAAGAAGAUAAAACCAUCGCGGAAGCUGGUCUUCAAAACUCUGCUAUUAUGCAACGACUGAAGUAGACCCUGCAAAUGUUCAGUUGCCUAACCCUAUAAUGCUGUAACAAUGAAAAAUCAACCAAAUAUACAUUCGAACGUUUAAAAAUAAAAUUUC